Messenger RNA from Magnolia sinica, 1266 nucleotides. RefSeq names its product peroxisomal adenine nucleotide carrier 1-like. The transcript has 5 exons. Gene Ontology annotation, biological process: ADP transport; peroxisome organization; ATP transport. Gene Ontology annotation, molecular function: ATP transmembrane transporter activity; ADP transmembrane transporter activity. The record is from RefSeq and is a predicted model, not a curated record. Bases 120 to 1091 code for a protein of 323 amino acids. Gene Ontology annotation, cellular component: peroxisomal membrane. Lineage: Eukaryota; Viridiplantae; Streptophyta; Magnoliopsida; Magnoliales; Magnoliaceae.
GAGAGAGGGAGAAGAGAGCGAGCGAGAGGGGGGAGAGAGACUUUUUUCUUUCUCCAUAGAUCUGAUUUUUUUUUUUUUCGUUUUCCAUAUAUUUUUGUUAGUUUGAUUAUAUUGGAAUCAUGGCCGUCGAUCUGGAAUCUUUGUCGGAGGCAACAUCAGGGGCCGUCGGAGCCCUGAUAAGCACUACCAUUCUGUACCCGCUUGACACUUGUAAGACAAAGUACCAGGCCGAAGUUCAAUCUCAAGGCCACCAGAAGUACAGGAACCUUUCUGACGUUUUGUGGGAAGCAAUUUCUAACCGUCAGGUUCUCUCAUUGUACCAAGGGCUUGGGACCAAGAACUUGCAAUCAUUCAUAUCACAGUUUGUGUAUUUUUACGGUUAUAGCUAUUUCAAACGGCUGUAUUUGAGAAAAAGUGGAGCCAAAUCUUUAGGAACAAAAGCAAACUUGAUUAUUGCUGCAGCUGCUGGGGCAUGCACUGUCGUAGUAACACAGCCACUGGACACAGCGUCAUCCAGGAUGCAAACAAGUGCCUUCGGGAAGUCCAAAGGACUUUGGGAAACCUUGUCAGAGGGUUCAUGGAGUGAGGCAUUUGAUGGGCUUGGCAUCUCUCUUCUAUUAACCACGAAUCCUUCAAUUCAGUACACAGUAUUUGAUCAGCUGAAGCAGAGACUACUGAAGAAGAAACAGAGCGAAAAAAUGGGGUCAGCAGGUGUGGAUUCGUCACCUGAAGCUCUUUCAGCCUUUUCAGCUUUUGUUCUUGGUGCUCUUUCAAAGAGCAUUGCUACCUUUUUGACGUAUCCAGCAAUCAGGUGUAAGGUCAUGAUCCAGGCUGCGGACACGAAAGAUGAGACCAAGCCAGCCCAAUCUAAGCCAUCCAACAAAACGGUUUCGGGAGCAAUACAUGCUAUAUGGAAAAGGGAGGGGAUUCUGGGUUUCUUCAAGGGCUUGCAUGCUCAGAUCCUGAAAACAGUUCUGAGCUCCGCCUUGCUUCUGAUGAUCAAGGAAAAGAUCUCAAAGAGCACAUGGGUCUUGAUACUGGCCCUCCGGAGGUUUGUCUUGGUCACCCGCGGUGAAUUGAAGAGUGCUUGAUUCGAAACAGACAUAGACAUUAUUUCCAUGUUCUCCCUGUAAAUAAUAAAAUGGCUGUUUGAUUUUCAAUAACCCCGAGAAGAGUUUGUGGAAUAGGCAAUAAGCAUCCCAUCGGAAAUCAUAGCACAAUGAAUUGUUGGAAUAUUUAGAUCUUAAUAUCAUGUUUCAUUUUCAA